Molecule: messenger RNA, 3039 nt
Organism: Clarias gariepinus (North African catfish)
Lineage: Eukaryota; Metazoa; Chordata; Actinopteri; Siluriformes; Clariidae
Gene: chka
Product: choline kinase alpha
Exons: 12
Coding region: 173-1426 (417 amino acids)
Biological process (GO): phosphatidylethanolamine biosynthetic process; CDP-choline pathway
Cellular component (GO): cytoplasm
Molecular function (GO): choline kinase activity; ethanolamine kinase activity
Source: RefSeq, a predicted model, not a curated record
AGCGCCAUACGCAGUUAUUCGUCAGCACGUAGACCUUAAACGACCGCACUCUCGACCACUGCAGACCAGCUCGUCAAAUCUGUGCGUUGCAGAAACGUAUUAUCUGUCCUAAUAAUCACAGCAAAUAAUAUUCUGUAUCAAAUAAAUUCGAGUUUAUCUACAUUAAAGAAAGAUGAAGACUAAAUUCAUCAACGGCGUGUCCGCAUCCCCUACCAUGUCUCUGGGUUUACUGGUGACCGAGAACGAGCUUCAGGUCCAGCCUGACACCGAACCUGCCUGCAAAGCUCUUCGAGAUGAAGAAGCCGACCAUGAGACCAAACACCAGGCGUAUCGGUGGUGUAAAGAAUUUCUGCACGGAGCCUGGAAGUGCAUUGAGGAGGAGGAUUUUCAGUUAACUGUAAUCAGAGGGGGUCUCAGCAACAAGCUGUUCCUCUGCGCAUUACCCGAAGAGAAGGAGUGCAUUGGGGACGAGCCAAAAACCGUGCUGCUUCGCCUAUAUGGAGCAAUACUGCAGAUGUCCUGUAAUAAAGGAGACUCCGGACAGUCAAACACAGAAAAACAAUUUCAGGGAACUGAAGCAAUGAUCCUGGAAAGUGUGAUGUUUGCCAUUCUGGCAGAGAGGAAGCUCGGGCCUAAGCUCUAUGGCAUAUUCCCCCAGGGGAGACUGGAACAGUAUGUCCCGAGCCGCAGGCUUGCCACAGAGGAACUGGGAAUUCCCAGUUUAUCUGCCGAGAUUGCAGAGAAAAUUGCUAAGUUCCACAAGAUGAGGAUGCCUUUUAACAAAGAGCCCAAAUGGCUGUUUGGUACAAUGGAAAAAUACAUGAAUCAGGUGCAAAGGCUGACCUUUACUAGAGAGAUCCACAUCCAUAAGUUCAAUCAUCUUAUGAGCUACAACCUGAUUCAGGAGAUGGAGAAUCUCAGGUGUCUCCUGGAAUCCACCCAAUCUCCUGUUGUUUUUUGUCACAAUGAUUUGCAAGAAGGAAACAUCCUUCUUCUAAGUGGCCGGGAAAAUAUGGAAAAGCAGAGGCUUAUGCUGAUUGACUUUGAGUACAGCAGCUACAACUACAGAGGAUUCGACAUAGGAAACUUCUUUUGUGAAUGGAUGUAUGACUACAACUGUGACACAUUUCCAUUUUUUAGUUCCAAUACCAAGAACUAUCCAAACAAAGCUCAGCAGAUGCAUUUCUUUAAAAGUUACCUGUCUGAAUAUGACCCCAGCAUGGCAAACUUGAGUGAGGAAGUCCAGCUGAAAAUGAAAGAGAACAUGUUGGUGGAAGUUAACAGGUUUGCCCUCGCGUCACAUUUUUUUUGGGGCCUGUGGUCUAUAAUUCAGGCGAGACUAUCCACUAUUGAGUUUGGCUACCUGGACUACGCCAUAGCCAGAUUUGAUGCAUACUUUGAGCUCAAAAAGGAGCUGGGAUUUUAAACGCUAUGGUAUUACUCUUGGGAGAGAGAAGCUAAGAAGAGUGAAGUGGACACUGCAGACUUGGCUUUUGAAAAAAGUCACUAAAAAGCAGAUGCUUUGUGAUGAUGGUAUGGUUCUGCAUGGUCCUAAAUCAACACCGAUCAUUUUUACUUGUCUUAUGGAUUUAAUAGUGUACUAGGCUACUUCUCAGCAUGUAUCUCAGUGUUUCAGCUCCAGCAGCUCAACACAUUUUCAUACUGCUGAAGGUUUUUGGGCAGCUUAAAAAACAAACAAACAGAAAAAAGCAUACAUGUAAAAUUAUCAUUGCAAAGUAAUGGGUGGGCCUUAAAAACAAACAGCAACAACAAAAAAAAAAAAGCCUAGAAUAAUCUGCUGCUCUAACGUUUAUCUACUGGUAAAAAUACUUGACCCUAAAGAACUAUGUAUGUCUGCAUUUGUUAUGGCAGGUAACCUUUACUGCAUUAUCUUUACAACCUGAGCUAGGAAAUGUGAAAAAGUGAGGUUUGGCAUGGACCUUGAGCUAUAGACUGGUACAACAAAAAACUCAUUUGGCACUGUGGAUUGUCAGUGCUUAGAGACACGUAUACAUUUAUCCAACUUAUUUCAGUAAAGGCUUAUGGUCCUUUUGUAGCUUGUUUACUUUCUUUACUUGAACAACUCCUAGACUCAUGUUUUUUUUCAUGUAGAAAUUAAAAGAAGUAAAGAAAAUUAGUUGUUCCAUGUGAUCUGAUUACACAUGUAAUAGAACUGGAGUCUAGUUCUGUUACAUAACUGGCUCUGUUUCACAUUGUGGAUGCAAUUGUCAUUAUCAACUUGGGUUACAAAAUGACAAUCUUUCCCUUUUUUAUAGUUAGCACAUGUACCCAUUGUUUUUCACGUAAAAGAAUUGUUUUAUUUCUGCUGGGUUAUAACAUUAAUCAUUUUUUAAAAAUGUUUAUAUUUCAUUAUUAUUUGCUGAUCUAUAAGCUAAACUGUGAUAAACGUUUUUAAUAUUUUACAAUCUUAGUUACUAUUUUUGGGUAUCACUUUUGUUAUAUUUAGCUACAAAUGUACAUUAUAGUGGUAGUGUAUUUUUUUUAACAUUACUGUGAAUGUCACUCUAUAUGAGUUAUGUAAAAAAAAAAGUAUUUCUAAGUGAAACUUGUUGUUUUUUCCUUUAAUGGAAGAUGCUUUUUCUUAAUAAGAAAGUUGUGUUUUUUUUAAUGGAUAUAAAUAUUGCUAAUUACUUUUUUUUUAACAUCUUCAUAGUGAAUUCCAAGUAACUUUAUUAGGUUUUACACCCUACAUUUUAAAGCUCUAAGCACUUUCUGCACAUUCUGGAAAAAAAAUAAAUAAAUUCCAAUACAAUAAAAUGGAGCCAUUCCAAAACAAAUGUAUAUGAGAGAAUGUAAUGAUUUAAAAAUCAUAUACUGGAAUUUUAAACAUUAUUUUGUUCCUGACUCCAUCAUAUAUGUACAAUACCACAGGACAUUUCAAAACCAGUCUAAAGUUGGCUCGACAGUUUGCUCUUUUUGUAUUGUAAUGAAAAGAGAAGGAUUUUGUUUUUACAUAAAUAAUCUUGCUUUAAUGUAUAUGCUUUGCUAAUGAAUUAUAAAUAAAGUUAUGCAAAACUA